AUGGUAAGUGAAGACGAUUCUUUUAGAUUCGCUGUGUGCUUGGCAUCGUUGGUGAUCGUCUAUUUGGCGAUACCAUCGGUGGAAUCGUGGUGGCAUCAUGGAGGAGGAGGGGGAGGAGGACACGGACACGGAGGUGGUGGCGGUGGUGGACACGGCCACGGUCAUCACGGAGGUGGCGGAGGCGGAGGAGGACACGGCCACAAAGGAUACGGAGGUCAUCAUGGAGGUGGAGGUGGUGGCGGAGGACACGGCCACGGCCACGGAGGAUACGGUGGAGGUGGUGGCGGAGGACACGGCCACGGUCACGGAGGAUACGGAGGCCAUCACGGGGGUGGUGGUGGUGGCGGAGGACACGGCCACGAUCACGGAGGCUACGGAGGUCAUCAUGGAGGUGGUGGUGGUGGCGGAGGACACGGCCACGGUCACGGAGGCUACGGAGGUCAUCAUGGAGGUGGUGGUGGUGGCGGAGGACACGGCCACGGUCACGGAGGCUACGGAGGUCAUCAUGGAGGUGGUGGUGGUGGCGGAGGACACGGCCACGGUCACGGAGGCUACGGAGGCCAUCAUGGAGGCGGUGGCGGUGGCGGAGGACACGGCCACGGUCACGGAGGAUACGGAGGCCAUCACGGAGGUGGUGGUGGUGGCGGAGGACACGGCCACGGUCAUGGAGGAUACGGAGGUCACCACUGGGGACAUCAUUAA
Centruroides sculpturatus (bark scorpion) is the source of this 702-nucleotide messenger RNA. RefSeq names its product glycine-rich cell wall structural protein 1.8-like. Bases 1 to 702 code for a protein of 233 amino acids. NCBI's taxonomy places the organism in Eukaryota, Metazoa, Arthropoda, Arachnida, Scorpiones, Buthidae. The record is from RefSeq and is a predicted model, not a curated record. The transcript is spliced from 2 exons.